Messenger RNA from Symbiodinium natans, 1389 nucleotides. The record is from the annotation of a GenBank genome assembly. Lineage: Eukaryota; Dinophyceae; Suessiales; Symbiodiniaceae.
AUGGGCCAUGCCGGAUGGGGCGCAGACACACUGAAGGUCAUCCGCUGCAACUUCACCACCUUGGCGGCCGACGCGGCUGCGGCACUAGGCCGGCGUCUGGUGGAGCGCGGCACCGUGCGGAGCUUGCCGAAACUGCAAUUUCACGAGCGCCUGGACUUCCCUGCAACCUUCAGCCUGGAGGUCUUCGGUAUGGGUCGGCUCCGCUGCCUGGACCUCUGCUACUGUGAGCUUGGUGCGCUGGGUGUGGAGCUCAGUUUGGGCGCAAAUGCCAUCACCGCCCGCGGUGCCGUCGCAGCGGUGUCGAUAGCCACCGGGCUCAGGCGGCUGGACCUGGAAAUCAAUCAGCUCGGGGACGAGGGAUGCAAGCUGGUGGCCCAGAAGGUACUUCUUCGCGUGACCACCACUCUGCAACAUCUCGAUCUGGGUAUGAACUCGAUCGGUCCAGAUGGCGCCCUGGCUCUGGCGAGCGCCCUGCGCAAGAACAUGGCCUUGACCCGCCUCGAUCUUGGCUACAAUCGCAUCGGCUCGGUGGGCGCCGAGGCUCUGGCGCAGGCGCUGAUGAGCAACACUGCGCUUAAGGUCUUGCGCCUGGAGGACAAUGCGGUGGGCGAUCUCGGGGCGACAGCGCUCGUCUCGGGCGCCACAAGGCUGCAGGAGCUUGAACUGGCUUUCAACCAGGUGCGUGCUGAAGGUGCGGUGGCCGUGGCGGCCGCGCUCCGAUCUCCCACCGAAUUGCGGCGGCUGGGCCUCCGUGGCAACGAGCUUCGGGAUGCGGGUGCUUCAGCCCUGGCCGCCGCGAUUUCGAAGAAUUGCGGGCUGCAGGACCUCUCCUUGCAGAGCAACGCGAUUGGCAGCGCAGGUGGCUCAGCCUUGGUCCAGGCCUUGCGAGGGAACUGGCGCCUCACAGCGCUGGAUGUCACAGAGAAUGCCAUCACGCAGGAGGCUGCGACGAGCAUUGCCGAAAUGACCCGACAGGCGCGCGUGGUCCACGAGGAGGCGCUGAGGCCGCCGAGUAGCCGGGAUCUGGCGGAGGGAACUCAAAGGCGGUUUCCCACCGAGUGGAGCGUGCGGGCAUGGCUGGGCUGGAUCUCAAAGGAUGGGCGGGAGAGCGACAUCAAGACGCUCGUCUCCGUGUCCCAUGCUGCGGCUGUCAUGGCAGCGGAGGCUGCGGUCUUGAGCUACGACCUCGCCCGGCUCCGGGACCUGGCGUCGAUCUACGGCCGGCGCUUGGCCCCGGCCGGGCGCCAAAAGGAAGCGGCCAAAGGUGUCUACCUGCUGAACCUCACACCUUUCUGUAUCCAAGUGACUGUCGGCAAGAGCUCCAAGGCCGUCCAGAUGAAGGACUCCCCAAGCCCCGACAAACCUAAAGCCACGAAAGUCGAUGCGUGA